Messenger RNA from Trichogramma pretiosum, 1272 nucleotides. RefSeq names its product probable ribosome production factor 1. Gene Ontology annotation, cellular component: nucleolus; preribosome, large subunit precursor. Gene Ontology annotation, biological process: maturation of 5.8S rRNA; maturation of LSU-rRNA. Bases 153 to 1178 code for a protein of 341 amino acids. Gene Ontology annotation, molecular function: rRNA primary transcript binding. The record is from RefSeq and is a predicted model, not a curated record. The transcript is spliced from 3 exons. NCBI's taxonomy places the organism in Eukaryota, Metazoa, Arthropoda, Insecta, Hymenoptera, Trichogrammatidae.
ACUCCUAGACUUAUAAGUAUACGCCUGACGGUCGACCCGCGUGUAAAGGGGGCUUGUGAUAGAGGUUAUAAAAAUUGUUUUUUUCCUAUAGUGAAUUAUUUGUGUUUUUGUGUUAUCUAAUCUAUUGAUUGAACUACAUCCAAAGAUUCAGGAUGAAGUCUUCAAAGAAAGAUUUGAUGGUUAAUCCAUUUUUCAAAAUAAAAAAAGAAAACGACCAAAAAGAAUCUAAGAAAAAAAUUAAAGAAGAAAAAGAAGAUAAAGUGGAAUUACCAGCUGAAAUUACAGUUAAUGCCAUAAGAAAUAAAGUUGUACGACAAAAAAAAUAUGAGGCAUUGCAAAAAGAAAAGAAAAAAGCUAAAAAAGAAAGAAGAAAAGCACGAGCAAAGGCUGGUGAACCAAAACAGAUUCCUCACACUAUUGAAAGUCUUAGAGAGAAAGAUGAAACUAUGAUUUUUGGUAGCAUUGAUGAUGAAGAAAAUGCUGAAUAUAAAAUUGACAUGGAACAUGAUGAAUUUGCUUCUUAUUAUCGAGAAGAGUAUGAGCCAAAAGUAUUAAUUACUUACUCUGAUAACCCUCACACCAAAACAAGAAUUUUUGGUAGAGAGUUGACCAGAAUCAUUCCAAAUUCCAUUUCAUUAUACAGAAACAGGUCUGGUGUAAAAAAAAUGGUAGACAGUUGUAUUAAAAGAAAUUUUACUGAUAUUAUUGUAGUUAAUGAAAAUCAGUGCAAACCAAAUGGCCUAUUGAUAAUACAUUUGCCUAAUGGACCUACCAUGCAUUGUAAACUAAGCAAUGUAAAACUUACCACAGAUUUAAAAAAAGAUCAUAAAGAAAUAACUCAACAUCGUCCAGAAGUAAUUUUAAAUAAUUUUACCACUCGGCUGGGUCACACUUGUGCUAGAAUGUUUGGUGCAUUAUUUCAUUAUCAACCGGAAUUCAAGGGACGUAGAGUGGUAACGUUUCAUAAUCAAAGAGAUUAUAUUUUCUUCAGACAUCAUAGGUAUGAAUUUGAUAAAAAAACUGGAAAACCAAGGCUUAGGGAAUUAGGUCCAAGAUUCACACUGAGGCUUCGAUCCAUUCAACAUGGUACAUUUGAUAGUAAAUAUGGUGAUUACGAAUGGAUAAUUCAAGGUAGACGUCACCAAAUGGAAACUAGUCGCAGGAAAUUUUUCUUGUAAACUAUUUUUUUAUUUAAAUUCUAUGCUAAAUAGUUGACAAUAACUACUAUUGAAAGUUUGAUUUGCAUCAAAUUAAAAAUCUGAAAACAAAAAA